UUUGUCUGUUUUGUUGUCACUCAUUUAAAAUGAAAAAUCGUAUCCCGAGCGCGAUCAACGCUGACUCUUGUGUUGUUACAUUGUAGCGGAAAGAAUGUCGGAAAGGGCCGAGGAUGACGUCAGGGGGGAGCAGCGCCGAGCGGCCAGGCAGCAGCUGAAGCAGCAGCAGCAGCAGAUCCAGCGGGGAGAAGGCUCCACAGCAAUGGCGACUGUUGCGGAGCGGAGAUCUCUGCCGAGUCCAGAAAUAAUGCUGGGACAGCCGUGGAGCAGCUGGGUGGACGCCGCCAAACUCCACGGCAACGACGGUGCUGAAUCGGAGGAAAGUUUCAAAGACUUGGGGAAAAAUCGAGAAGCCAUGCGUCUGUGCAGAGAAGACAUGCCCAUAUUUGGCCAGUGUCCCGCACAGGACGACUUCUACCUGGUGAUGUGCAACCACUGUGGUCAAGUUGUCAAACCCCAAGCCUUCCAAGCACACUACGAGAGAAGACACAAUUCAGCCAGCAAGCCGGCCUCCACCUCGCCUUUUCCCGUGUUGGGCAGGAACCGCAGCAGUGCCGGGCUAGGGCCCGGGCUGGGCUCGGUCCCUGUAGCUGGAGUGGCGGCGGCAGGCGUCCUCGGCCGGCCUUCAACUGCGGGAUCCAACUCUUCGACGUCAUCCUCGUCCUCCAAUCCAAAACUCCUCAAACCAGCCAAAGAGAAGCUGCCAGGCAUUCGGAGACCCGCCUACCCUCUCUCUCUGGAUUACAUUCGCCUCACCGCGGCUGUCAAGGUGGAGAAGAUGCACCUGAGGGUGGACUCGUCAGCUAAGCUGGUGCAGGCCCUACCUGCUCCCACCACCACCACCACCCACCACCACCUCCACCACCUCAUCCUCCACAUCCCUCCUCCUAGCACCACUGUGAGCUCCAACACUACCACCAUCACCACCACCACCAACUCCUCCUCCUCUUCCUCCUCCUCCUCCUCUUCAUCAGCCCUUAAACCAGGCCUUAACUGUCCCUCCAUACCAAAGCCUCAAUUACUGGUUCCGGGUCAGAUUCCCAACGGCAAGGGCCACCUGCUGGACAAGAAGCAGGACAGCAGCAGCAGUGCCAGUAGCAGACGCCACCUCAGCAAGAAAGUGACAGAGCGCGAGUUCAACGCAGAUCUCCACUGUGGCGUCAUGGAUAUAACGGCUCGGAAACCAUGCACAAGAUCUCUAACAUGCAAGGUAACCAGGCUGUUUGUUGUGCUUUAUCGUGUUGUACAGUAUAUGCUCAUAAUUCAGAUGAUUCCAGUUCCAAUUCUGCUCAUCGUUAUUUAG
Molecule: messenger RNA, 1303 nt
Organism: Solea senegalensis (Senegalese sole)
Lineage: Eukaryota; Metazoa; Chordata; Actinopteri; Pleuronectiformes; Soleidae
Product: ataxin-7-like
Exons: 6
Coding region: 95-1303 (402 amino acids)
Source: RefSeq, a predicted model, not a curated record